Schistocerca cancellata (South American locust) is the source of this 1710-nucleotide messenger RNA. RefSeq lists its product as uncharacterized. The coding region runs from base 568 to 1143 and encodes 191 amino acids. NCBI's taxonomy places the organism in Eukaryota, Metazoa, Arthropoda, Insecta, Orthoptera, Acrididae. The transcript is spliced from 2 exons. The record is from RefSeq and is a predicted model, not a curated record.
ACACAGCUAUACUUCAGUCGGAUCACUAUACUACUGCAACUAGUCACGUCUCUCUCGACAUACGCGGCGAAAAUAUCCAGCCAGCUUUUCAUAUCGCUGGUGAGGCACACAUCCUGUUUGUUCAUCCACUCCCUGAGGCUACUGCGCAAAUUUUCAGGCGGGACUUUGCAGCAGCCCUGUUUAACGCUGAGUUACAAUGUCCGUUCUGUAUUAUUCCUGGACUUUAUUGUUUUUGAAUUUCUCUGAUUAGCGAAAAGGUAAAAAUGUUGCACGAAUCGGUUCCUCAUCCCGUGCGCACUGCACUCUUAACGUCGUCGUCCUUUGUAUUCAGUGUGUAGAAACAACCGCCUGCUUGCGCAAGUUUUAUCCCAGGAACCGAAUCUGAGUAGUACCUCUCAAACGUACGUCGUAUGUCUUUGUCUAGGCCAAGAAUUGUAAACACCACAAGCACAUAACGGCCACCACGUAAAGAUUUCUAUCGUUUCCGUCUAAGAUUCAUCGCACGCCACUACGGAAGAAGCCGUACUAUCCUUAUUUUCAUUCUUCUUAUUGUCCUUUCUAUUUCUCAUGAGGCUCGACUUGGUAAUAGUUGUCUGCGUCUCUGACGUCUUGUGCUUCGGCUGGAUAACAAUGCAGAUGUUUCGUUACUGCCCCCCCACCCCCGUCGUUCCAGAGAAGGACGAGGUCGUCAAACUCGACUUCGGUGCAGUCUUUGGACGAGAGGGCGAAAUGCACGUCCCUCUCGGGAGCACCUCAGGAAUAGGAGGGUCAACGUGCCCUCUUCAUAGCGUUUGCCUUUGCCAUUCGCAAGCUGGCGCAUGUUCUUUCGCGAAACGGAGAAUCUCCGCUGCGCUGUCCGGCCAGAGUACUACAAGCACAGACCAGCUGAAAUACCAGAAGAUGUGCCAGUUUGCGACUUGUGAAGGCGAAUGGUGUGAGGAGGGCAGUCUAGCCUUCCUGUUCCUGAGAUGCCUUCGAGAGGGACUGCAAUUCGCCCUCUCGUCCAACGACUGCGCUGGGGGCAAGCUGGAGAACCUUAUCCCUUACUGGAACAGUGGGGCAGUAACCGAGUGUCCGCAGUGUUUUGCCAACCGAACCAUAAGACGUCAGGGACGCAGUCAACUAUUCCCAGAUCCAGUCUAAUGUGAAACAGAAAGGACAGUAAGAAGCAUAAAACUAAGGAUAAUAAGGAUUUUUUUCAUUAUGGUGCACGGUAAAUAUUAGACUAAUGUGGCAGUUUCUUUACGUGGUGGCCGUUAUGUGCUUGUGCUGUCUACAAACCUUGACUCAAAGACACACGACAUAUGUUCGUCAGACACGACCCAGAAUCAGUUCCCAGGAUGAAACUUCGGGAAUCAGACGGUCGUUUGUACAGACUGAAUCCAAAUGAGUGUGAAGUUAAGCGUCCAGCGCAGGACGAUGACCGAUCUACGCUACAUUUUUAGGUUUUCGCUAAUCAUAGCAAUUAAGAGACAAUAAAGAUCAGGGUUUACACAGAACUGAAGCUGUUACUAAGUGUCGAACACAGGUGCUGCGCAGCCAUGUGUGAAAAUUUGCGUAGUAGCCUCAGAGAGUGGAUGGACACACGGGUCGUUUGUCUCAUUAGCAACUGGAAAACCUGGGAGAAUACUGUCGGCCCGUACUCCAAGAGACAUGUGACUAAUUGCAGCAGUAUGCUGACCCGAUGGAAGUACAUUUAUGUAGGAACAG